Dentiscutata erythropus is the source of this 377-nucleotide messenger RNA. Lineage: Eukaryota; Fungi; Glomeromycota; Glomeromycetes; Diversisporales; Gigasporaceae. The record is from the annotation of a GenBank genome assembly.
AUGUUAGACACCCAAGACAAUGACUUUGAAGUUCCAAAAAAAGAAUCAAAACUACAGAAAUUAAUAAGGCAAAUUAGUAACAGACCUUAUAGGGAGAUUCAAAGUGAAAUUAGAAAGACAUUAAAAUAUGAUCUACCCAAAGGAUUGGUUGAGUAUCUCUGUCUAUAUGAUGAUGUAGAAUUUACUACUGAGAGAAUUAGUAAUAAAGAAUCCAUAAGUAACUUUACCUGGAACACUUUCAACCUUAUAGAUGACACUCCUAUUGAGAGAUGGGAGAGUGACAGUGUUAGCGAAAAUCUCCUGCUAAAUUUUACUGAUGAAAACGAAGGAAAUACAAUACUGUUUCCAACAGAGGACUUAGUCGAUUUACCUUGGUG